CGCUCUCCAGGCACACGGGACCACGGCAUACAAACAGAGAUCAUUUUGACCAUGUACUCCAAAGUUUACUUGGCCGUUAUCCUUGCUGUGUCCGUCAGCUUCAUCAGAGCAGACGUGGGGAGAACACACGAAGAAGACCCAAUGAUAGAUAUCCAGCAGAAAGUGAAUGACCUCUGGAGCAUGCUGCUUCAUGCAAACCCCCUCCUGACAAGUGCCGACGGGAGUUCAUACGCUACAUGUAAUCUUAACCCCAGCACCAAACUGGAAGACACAGAUAUAAAGGUAUCAGGUCAGGUCUUAUUCAAACAAGCCUACCCAGAUGGAAAACUAGAAGCAAUCUUCACAAUCGAAGGAUUUCCUGCGGAUAACAAUCAGUCUGUCAGGGCUAUUCACAUCCACAACUUUGGGGACCUCAGCAAUGGUUGUGACUCUGCUGGUGGACAUUACAACCCAUUUUCAGUAAACCAUCCAAGUCAUCCUGGGGAUUUUGGAAAUUUCCGAGUGAAAGAAGGAAAGAUCCAAAAACAUCUUGCAGAUCUUGAAGCUACGAUGUUUGGUCCAUAUUCCGUUAUUGGCAGAUCCAUUGUUGUGCAUAUGCAGGCAGACGACCUUGGCAAGGGCAACAACCAGGCUAGUUUGGAAAACGGAAACGCUGGCAAGCGCCUCGCCUGCUGUGUCAUUGGAUUCAGUAACAAGAACAACUGGGAAAAACAUAUGGAAGUGUUCGCCGGGCUGAAGAACACAAGAGUCCAAAGAAGAGCAAAAAAAGUGCAGCAUAAACCAAAUCCAUCACUCAAAGUUUAAUCUCUUAUCAAACGAUGCAGGGAGAUUUUUUGAUAAAUGCUUCGAUUCUGGGAUUUCCCAUUUGAUUUAACUUGUGGGUUAAUGGGGGCAUUAGUCAUAGAUUAUUGCUUACUUAAGUAUAAUAAACCAACAAGUGUCCAUUGGGCAUGAUGUCAAAAA
Molecule: messenger RNA, 963 nt
Organism: Spea bombifrons (plains spadefoot toad)
Lineage: Eukaryota; Metazoa; Chordata; Amphibia; Anura; Pelobatidae
Gene: SOD3
Product: superoxide dismutase 3
Exons: 2
Coding region: 52-804 (250 amino acids)
Biological process (GO): removal of superoxide radicals
Molecular function (GO): superoxide dismutase activity; copper ion binding
Source: RefSeq, a predicted model, not a curated record